GCUCGGCUCCCAGAGACCCAGGAGUUGGGCCCAGCGUCCCUCCCGGAACGUAGAGACAGGGUUUCACCAUGUUGGCCAGGCUGGUUUCGAACUCCUGACUUCGUGAUCCGCCUGCCUCGGCCUCCCAAAGUGCGAGGAUUACAGACGUGAGCCACUGCACCUGGCCCGACUCGUGAUAUUUUACGCUUGCAUGGCAGCAUGAUCCCCGUGGCCGAGUUCAAGCAGUUCACGGAACAGCAGCCUGCAUUCAAGGUGCUCAAACCCUGGUGGGACGUGCUGGCCGAGUACCUCACCGUGGCCAUGCUCAUGAUCGGGGUCUUUGGCUGCACCCUCCAGGUGACACAGGACAAGAUCAUCUGUCUACCCAAUCAUGAGCCCCAGGAGAACUUAUCAGAGGCCCCCUGCCAGCAAUUGCUGCCUCGGAGGAUCCCUGAGCAGAUGGGGGCCCUGCAGGAGGUUAAAGGCCUUAAGAACAAUUUGGACCUGCAGCAAUACAGCUUCAUUAACCAGCUGUGCUACGAGACGGCCCUGCACUGGUAUGCCAAAUACUUCCCCUACCUCGUGGUCAUUCACACACUCAUCUUCAUGGUCUGCACCAGUUUCUGGUUCAAGUUCCCUGGCACCAGCUCCAAGAUCGAACACUUCAUCUCCAUCCUGGGCAAGUGUUUUGACUCUCCAUGGACCACAAGGGCCCUGUCCGAGGUCUCUGGGGAGAACCAGAAGGGCCCAGCAGCCGCCGGACGGGCCUCGGCCACCACAGUGGCCACGGCAGGGGCCGCGCCGGGGAAGGCAGGGGAGGGUGAGAAGGAGAAAGCGCUGGCGGAACCGGAGAAGGUGGUGACCGAGCCUCCAGUUGUCACCCUGCUGGACAAGAAGGAGGGUGAGCAAGCCAAAGCCCUGUUUGAGAAGGUGAAGAAGUUCCGUGUGCACGUGGAAGAGGGUGACAUCCUGUACACCAUGUACAUCCGACAGACGGUGCUGAAAGUGUGUAAGUUCCUGGCCAUCCUGGUCUACAACCUGGUCUAUGUGGAGAAGAUCAGUUUCCUGGUGGCCUGUAGGGUGGAGACGUCAGAGGUCACGGGCUACGCCAGCUUCUGCUGCAACCACACCAAGGCCCACCUCUUCUCCAAGCUGGCCUUCUGUUACAUCUCCUUCGUGUGCAUCUACGGACUCACCUGCAUCUACACGCUCUACUGGCUCUUCCACCGGCCCCUCAAGGAGUACUCCUUCCGUUCCGUGCGGGAGGAGACUGGCAUGGGGGACAUUCCUGAUGUCAAGAACGACUUCGCCUUCAUGCUGCACCUCAUUGAUCAGUAUGACUCCCUCUACUCCAAGCGCUUCGCCGUCUUCCUGUCCGAGGUCAGUGAAAGCCGUCUAAAGCAGCUCAAUCUCAACCACGAGUGGACGCCCGAGAAGCUUCGACAGAAGCUGCAGCGCAACGCCGCAGGCCGGCUGGAGCUGGCCCUCUGCAUGCUUCCGGGACUGCCCGACACCAUCUUUGAGCUCAGUGAGGUGGAGUCACUCCGGCUGGAGGCCAUCUGCGAUAUCACCUUCCCCCCGGGGCUGUCACAGCUGGUGCACUUACAGGAGCUCAGCUUGCUCCACUCGCCCACCAGGCUACCCUUCUCCUUGCAGGUCUUCCUGCGGGACCACCUGAAGGUGAUGCGCGUCAAAUGCGAGGAGCUCCGCGAGGUGCCACUUUGGGUGUUUGGGCUGCGGGGCUUGGAGGAGCUGCACCUGGAGGGGCUUUUCCCCCAGGAGCUGGCUCGGGCGGCCACCCUGGAGAGCCUCCGGGAGCUGAAGCAGCUCAAGGUAUUGUCCCUCCGGAGCAAUGCCGGGAAGGUGCCAGCCAGUGUGACUGACGUCGCUGGCCACCUGCAGAGGCUCAGCCUGCACAACGAUGGGGCCCGACUGGUUGCCCUGAACAGCCUUAAGAAACUGGCGGCAUUGCGGGAGCUGGAGCUGGUGGCCUGCGGGCUGGAGCGUAUCCCCCACGCGGUGUUCAGCCUGGGCUCACUGCAGGAACUUGACCUGAAGGACAACCACCUGCGCUCCAUCGAGGAAAUCCUCAGCUUCCAGCACUGCCGGAAGCUGGUCACGCUCAGGCUGUGGCACAACCAGAUCGCCUAUGUCCCUGAGCACGUGCGGAAGCUCAGGAGCCUGGAGCAGCUCUACCUGAGCUACAACAAGCUGGAGACCCUGCCCUCCCAGCUCGGCCUGUGCUCGGGCCUCCGUCUGCUGGAUGUGUCCCACAACGGGCUACACUCCCUGCCACCCGAGGUGGGCCUCCUGCAGAACCUACAGCACCUGGCCCUCUCCUACAAUGCCCUGGAGGCCCUGCCGGACGAGCUCUUCUUCUGCCGCAAGCUUCGGACGUUGCUUCUGAGUGACAACCAGCUGAGCCAGCUCUCGCCCCACGUGGGUGCCCUCAGGGCCCUCAGCCGCCUGGAGCUCAAAGGAAACCGCUUAGAGGCGCUGCCUGAAGAACUUGGCAACUGUGGGGGGCUAAAGAAGGCGGGGCUCCUGGUGGAAGACACCCUUUACCAGGGUCUGCCGGCAGAGGUGCGGGACAAGAUGGAGGAGGAAUGAAGCCGGGGUGGGGCCGUUUUAGGUAGAGCCUUAAAAAUGCUUC
Molecule: messenger RNA, 2632 nt
Organism: Piliocolobus tephrosceles (Ugandan red Colobus)
Lineage: Eukaryota; Metazoa; Chordata; Mammalia; Primates; Cercopithecidae
Gene: LRRC8E
Product: leucine rich repeat containing 8 VRAC subunit E
Exons: 5
Coding region: 199-2589 (796 amino acids)
Cellular component (GO): cytoplasm
Molecular function (GO): protein binding
Source: RefSeq, a predicted model, not a curated record